Messenger RNA from Batrachochytrium dendrobatidis JAM81, 477 nucleotides. RefSeq lists its product as uncharacterized. The coding region runs from base 1 to 477 and encodes 158 amino acids. Gene Ontology annotation, biological process: mitochondrial electron transport, ubiquinol to cytochrome c. The transcript is spliced from 4 exons. Gene Ontology annotation, cellular component: membrane. The record is from RefSeq and is a predicted model, not a curated record. Lineage: Eukaryota; Fungi; Chytridiomycota; Chytridiomycetes; Rhizophydiales. Gene Ontology annotation, molecular function: 2 iron, 2 sulfur cluster binding; quinol-cytochrome-c reductase activity.
AUGGUCGGUAAUCUCAGCGCUAUUGGUGCCAUGUCGGCAAAAAACAUUGUCACAGACUACUUGUUGAAUCUGUCUGCUUCUGCUGACGUUCUUGCCCUUGCCAAGGUCGAAAUCAAUCUUGCUGCUAUUCCUGAGGGAAAGAAUGUGGUCCUCAAGUGGCGCGGAAAGCCCGUCUUUGUUCGUCACCGAACUGCUCAAGAAAUUGCUGAAGCCAACACUGUCAAUCUUGAUGAACUGCGUGACCGUGAAGCUGAUGCUGAUCGCACUCAGAAACCCGAAUGGCUUGUCAUGCUUGGCGUCUGCACACAUCUUGGUUGUGUACCACUCGGAGAAGCUGGUGAAUAUGGCGGCUGGUUCUGCCCCUGUCACGGAUCUCACUACGACAUCUCUGGUCGUAUCAGAAAGGGCCCUGCACCACUCAACAUGGAAAUCCCUCCUUAUGAGAUCAAGGAUGAUGACAAACUUGUCAUUGGUUAG